Messenger RNA from Dovyalis caffra, 1077 nucleotides. The record is from the annotation of a GenBank genome assembly. NCBI's taxonomy places the organism in Eukaryota, Viridiplantae, Streptophyta, Magnoliopsida, Malpighiales, Salicaceae.
AUGAAUAAGCUCCAAGAUUGGCCCGAACCAAUAGUCCGUGUACAAUCCUUGUCCGAUAGCGGCAUGCCCAUAAUUCCAGAGCGAUAUGUCAAGCCCCCACUUGAGAGGCCAUCCAUAAAUUCCACUAUUUCAAGUGAUGUGAACAUCCCUAUAGUUGAUCUCGCCGGACUAUAUGGUGAUGAUCAUGCUCUUCGAGCCACUAUACUCGACCAAAUUUCUGUAGCAUGCCGGGAGUGGGGGUUUUUUCAAGUUAUUAACCAUGGUGUUAGCCCUAAAUUGAUGGACCGUGCUCGAGAACUAUGGAGACAGUUUUUUAAUUUGCCCAUGGAGGUUAAGCAAGCUUAUGCAAACACUCCCAAGACUUACGAAGGUUAUGGUAGCCGGUUAGGGGUUAAAAAAGGUGCCAUUCUUGAUUGGAGUGAUUACUACUUUCUUCACUAUCUUCCUUUAGCAUUGAAGGACUAUAAAAAAUGGCCUACCAUUCCAUCUGAUUGCAGGGAAGUGCUUGAUGAAUAUGGUAAGCAAUUGGUGGAGCUAUGUGGGAGGUUAAUGAAGGUUUUAUCAAUAAACCUUGGAUUAGGAGAGGAACAACUUCAAAAUGCACUUGGCGGCGAAAAUGUUGGGGUAUGCCUAAGAGUUAAUUUUUACCCUAAGUGUCCACAACCUGACCUGACCCUUGGUUUAUCUUCACAUUCGGAUCCCGGGGGCAUGACCCUUCUCUUGCCAGACAAUCAUGUCCCUGGUCUUCAAGUGCGUAAAGAUAAGAAUUGGAUUACAGUGAAGCCAGCUCCACAUGCUUUUAUUGUUAAUAUUGGUGAUCAAAUUCAGGUGCUAAGCAAUGCAACUUACAAGAGCGUGGAGCAUAGAGUGAUUGUAAACUCAUCAAAAGAUCGUGUCUCUCUUGCUUUCUUCUACAAUCCAAAGAGUGAUAUACCCAUAGAGCCAAUGAAGGAGCUUGUGACACCAGACAGACCUCCACUCUAUCAGGCAAUGACGUUUGAUGAAUACAGACUCUUCAUAAGAACGAGGGGUCCCAGUGGCAAAUCCCAGGUGGAGUCUCUAAAAUCUCCAAGAUGA